Messenger RNA from Drosophila bipectinata, 847 nucleotides. RefSeq names its product cytochrome c oxidase assembly factor 1 homolog. Gene Ontology annotation, cellular component: mitochondrial inner membrane. The record is from RefSeq and is a predicted model, not a curated record. Gene Ontology annotation, biological process: mitochondrial respiratory chain complex I assembly; mitochondrial respiratory chain complex IV assembly. Lineage: Eukaryota; Metazoa; Arthropoda; Insecta; Diptera; Drosophilidae.
GAAUGAUGUCAGUUUUGAGUUUUGAAGUUUCAAUCAGAGUAUUUCAAAGCCUCUAGAACAAAAUUCAAAAUAUUAAAACAUUUUUAGCGACGUAAUGCCCACCCUGAAGCUGCGUAUUGGGCUGCCGUCGAAGCGAACGCUAGGUAGCCUCUGUAUUUGCGGGGCACUGGCUUCUAUAUCGGGCCUGGCCUACAUGCGCUGGCGCCUGGAAGACCAGGUCCGCCAGACGGACUACUACCAGAUGGCCAUUCAGCAACUGCGCCAGCAUAGCGGGGCAGUGGGUCUUUUGGGGGAGCCCAUCAAGGAGUCGGGAUUCAGUGUGUCCAACGAGAAGAACCGCUGCGACGGGGAGAGGGCCCAGCUGCAGGUGUCGGUGCAGGGGUCCAAGGACAAGGGCACCGUCUACUUUUGGGCCACCAAUUCCCCCAAAAAGGGUUGGUUAAUCGAGCGCCUGGAACUCGAGACCCAGCAGCAUCCCAACACCCGAUUCCUCCUCAAGAAACCCAAAACCUAUUCCCUGCUUAGCAGUGAGGGCGACCCAGAAGAGGCAGCGGGACAGGCAUCGGAAGAGCCUGUCGAGGACGAGCCCAACGAAGUGGAUGCGGAACGCCCGCCGCCCAGCAUCCAGAGCAAUCCUCCCCAGCCGCUGCACCAGCAUCAGGGUCAGGAGCCUGCCCCCUACAUCCAGACAGCUGAGGGCGGGAGCAUGCAGUAGUUACCCUGGAUCCCUGGCAGUCAAGGAUACCAAAAAAAAGUUCGACUCUUAAUUGUGAUAAGUUCGACUCUUAAUGGCGAAAUCAUAAACUAAAUCACAUGUUGUUUAUUAAAAGACUCGUCUAACAAGGUA